Messenger RNA from Blumeria graminis f. sp. triticale, 327 nucleotides. The record is from the annotation of a GenBank genome assembly. NCBI's taxonomy places the organism in Eukaryota, Fungi, Ascomycota, Leotiomycetes, Helotiales, Erysiphaceae.
AUGGCUCUCCAGCUCGCACACGAAAAUAAUAUUGACGCUCUACUCAUACAAGAACCUUGGACAUUAAAAGAUCUAACAGCAAAAAGGUCAAUUUCACACCCAAAAUUCGCGCUUUUCUCACCACUAGACGAAUGGCAUACUCGCCCCAGAGUUCUAACCUACAUUAGCAGUUCACAAGGACUGCGCUCAUACCAAAGUGCAAUUAAUACUUCUCCAGACCUACUGCAGGUGGUUAUCUCCACCGGGCGUGGUCGGAAAAUAGCUGUAUGGAAUGUGUACAACGCUCCAGCUGGGUCAAUCAGAGCGGGAGAAGGUCUUAAAAGGUAA